Messenger RNA from Fusarium coffeatum, 567 nucleotides. RefSeq lists its product as uncharacterized. The coding region runs from base 1 to 567 and encodes 188 amino acids. The record is from RefSeq and is a predicted model, not a curated record. Lineage: Eukaryota; Fungi; Ascomycota; Sordariomycetes; Hypocreales; Nectriaceae. The transcript is spliced from 3 exons.
AUGGCGCUCAUAUCUGCAAAGACCAUCAUUACCUCCGUAUCCCUCUUCCACCUUACGCUCGCCUACUUCUUCCUUACAAACCCAAGCUCCAUCAAUGAGCAGGCACUAGUCUUCAUGAUGGGCGAGAGCAUGGGAAUGCCCUUGGCCAGAGGUUUCGAGUCACAAAGCUCUCCUCUCGCUUUGGCCGCAGUGGUUCUCAUCUUCAUUGGCUUCAGCGAUCUGGUUUCCCUUUCCAUGCCCGACGAGAUCUGCUUGGUUUUCCACUGGGGUAUCCAAGCGCCAAUUCGAUCAUUCCUCUCGCUCGGUUUCGUCGCUUACAUCUUCCUCUUCGGCCCUUCGUCUCCUCUCUACGACAAGUCCUCCCGUGGUCCCAUGACGCACCCGAGCGCACAUAACCCAUCGUAUCGUCCAGCUGGCUGGGGCGGAGACAUGCUCAAGAACCGAUUAUUCUUUACAUUUAUCUUUAUCGAGACGAUGACCUGGUUCUGGAUCUGGGUUACUCUGCGUGAGGAGAGAGAUGCGAUCCUGAGCAAGAAGUCUCGAAGACGCAACUCGAAUGCCAUGUAA